CCCAGGCCCAGACCCUACCAGGCAGACGCGGCGGAUGACGGUAUCGAGUCGCGCCCCGAGAAGGUCACACGGGAUCCUCCAGCAUGGCGGCGGCGGCGCUGCGGGCAGGCUGGUGCCGCUGCCCGCGGAGAUGUGUUGGCAGUGGAGUCCAUCUCCUGUCCAGCCACAAUCUAGUGCCACUGCCCCAUGGUACCUACCAGCUGCCCUGGCCUAGUGGAGAGCUGACCCUGUCCAAAUCCUAUUCUUCUGGAAGCAGAAAAGGCUUUCUCUCCGGCUUGCUCGAUAACAUCAAACAGGAAUUAGCCAAAAACAAAGAAAUGAAAGAAAGUAUAAAAAAGUUCCGAGACGAGGCCAAGAAGCUGGAAGAGUCAGAUGCGCUCCAGGAAGCCAGGAGGAAAUACAGAACCAUUGAAUCGGAAACCCUGCGGACAAGUGAGGUGAUCAGGAAGAAGCUGGGGGAGAUCACGGGCACCGUCAAGGAGAGUCUUGACGAAGUCAGUAAAAGUGACCUUGGCCGGAAAAUCAAGGAAGGUGUGGAAGAAGCAGCCAAGACCGCCAAGCAGUCUGCCGAGUCAGUGUCCAAAGGCGGGGAGAAGCUUGGCCGGACCGCUGCCUUCAAAGCCCUCUCCCAGGGCGUGGAGUCUGUCAAGAAGGAGAUCGACGAGAGCGUCCUAGGACAGACCGGGCCCUAUCGGCGGCCUGAGCGGCUCCGGAAAAGGAAGGAGUUCGCCGGAGAGAAAUUCAAGGAAGAGAAAGUGUUUGAGGCCAAUGAAGAGGCGCUGGGGGUCGUGCUGCACAAGGAUUCCAAGUGGUACCAGCAGUGGAAGGACUUCAGGGACAACAAUGUGGUGUUCAAUCGGUUCUUCGAGAUGAAGAUGAAGUAUGAUGAGAGCGACAACGCCUUCAUCCGGGCGUCCCGUGUGCUGACAGACAAGGUCACGGACUUGCUGGGGGGCCUGUUCUCGAAGACCGAGAUGUCAGAGGUGCUCACAGAGAUCCUGCGUGUGGACCCCGCCUUUGACAAGGACCGCUUCCUGCAGCAGUGCGAGAAUGACAUCAUCCCCAACGUCCUGGAGGCCAUGAUUUCUGGGGAACUCGACAUUCUCAAAGACUGGUGCUAUGAAGCUACCUACAGCCAGCUGGCCCACCCGAUCCAGCAGGCCAAGGCUCUGGGCCUCCAGUUCCACUCCCGCAUCCUGGACAUUGACAACAUUGAUCUGGCCAUGGGCAAGAUGAUGGAGCAGGGGCCAGUGCUGAUCAUCACCUUCCAGGCCCAGAUGGUGAUGGUGAUCAAGAACCCCAAAGGGGAGGUGGUCGAGGGCGACCCGGACAAGGUACUGCGAAUGCUGUAUGUGUGGGCGCUCUGCCGAGACCAGGAUGAGCUGAACCCCUAUGCGGCCUGGAGACUCCUGGACAUCUCGGCCUCCAGCACAGAGCAGGUCCUCUGAGCAUGGCGGCUAUGCCCGGGCCCUCCAGGGCUGACCCUCACUGUGGACACACAGGGAACUGGCAUCCACUUACAGCAGCCAGACCUCUGGGGACAGGACUGUCAACUCUGCGCCUGCUCUGCCAGGCCAGCUGCAACACCGGCCGGAUGGGGAGAGGAGGGUGGGGGCUGCAUUGGCCCCUGGCCCCCUGGCGGGCUGCUGGCCUGCGGACCUCAGACCAGGCACUCCCAGGACUGAGCAGUGGGGCCUGGGCCCACCGGCCACAUCAGCCAGGCCAUUUUAGCUCCUUUUUUAAAAAAAAAAAACAACAGUGCCCUUGUUAUCCUGUAUAUAAGCAGAGAUUUGGAAAUAAUAAAUCACCAAAGUGCAAGAGAAC
Odocoileus virginianus texanus is the source of this 1824-nucleotide messenger RNA. It is a transcript of the gene TIMM44, whose product is annotated as translocase of inner mitochondrial membrane 44. The record is from RefSeq and is a predicted model, not a curated record. Gene Ontology annotation, molecular function: protein-folding chaperone binding. Gene Ontology annotation, cellular component: mitochondrial inner membrane. NCBI's taxonomy places the organism in Eukaryota, Metazoa, Chordata, Mammalia, Artiodactyla, Cervidae. Gene Ontology annotation, biological process: protein import into mitochondrial matrix.